AUGUCAUCUCUUUCCUCAACACUUGAAAACUACACUUUAGCGCAGUCCUUACAGAUUCAUAGUGGAACCGUCAGAUGUUUAUCACUUUACAAUGACCUUUUGCUCUCUGGAGGCUUGGACACUCAGCUCUUUAUAUCAAAACUCAACCAAGGCAAGUAUGAGCCUCUUCAGCAUUAUACUCAUCACACUUCUUAUAUUUACUCAUGCGCCUUUGCAAAUGACGGGCAGUCUUUCUUCUCAGGUGAUAAAAUAGGGCAAAUAGUUCACUCAGAUUUCACGUCUUCCAAUAUAAGGAACUUUAUUGGGCACUCCAAUGCAGUUUGCUCAUUGGAUGUGAAUGAGAAUGUUCUAUUGUCAGGCUCAUGGGAUGCCACAGCAAGAAUUUGGGAUAUUACAACAGGAAAUUGUUUAUCUGUGUUAGGGAACGAAAAGCAUACUUACGGAGUCUGUGUAAAAAAUACUCAAUACGCAAUCCUCACUGCAUCACAAAAUGGAAAACUUAACUUUUGGAGCAAGUCAGGAGAAUUCAUAAGGUCAAUCCAAGCCCAUAACGAUUUGAUUAGGGAAAUUUCGUUCUCUGAAAAUUUUGGCAUUAUGACCUGUUCUAAUGAUAAUACAAUAAAGCAAUUUACCAUCGAUGGAAGACUGGUAAACACUUAUAUGGGACACCAAGGAUUUGUGUUUUGUGCGAAAUUAUUGAAGAAUGGGGAAAUCAUUUCUGGAAGUGACGAUAGAACUGUCAAGGUUUGGGCUAAUGGUAGGGAAAUAGAUUCUAUUAUACAUCCAAACAGCAUUUGGGAUGUGGCAAUGAAUUUUGAAGAUGACAUAAUUACUGCUGGUGCUGAUUGUUUUAUAAGAGUCUUUACAAGGGAUAGACCAAGAGUUGCUGCGCCAGAAGAAAUUGAAGAAUACAAUAAAAAAUGCACAGAAGUUCCAAAGGAUGAAGCAGCGAUGGAUAUUGACAAAAUGCAGUCGAUUAAUGAUAUUUCGAAUGUGAAAGGGAAAAAAGAAGGCGAUGUCCAAGUUUUUAAUAAUUUUGGAGUUCCUGAAGCAUAUGUUUGGCAUGUGGAAGGAGAAUUUUGGGAAAGAAUUGGAGAGGUUGUAGGCCAAGGGGCAUCUGGAAAAAAUCCUGUGAAAAAGCAUUAUGAUGGAGAUAGACUGUUCAAGGCUGGGGAUUAUGACUACGUUUUUGAUGUAGAAUUAGGAGACGGGGUUAUGAGAAAAAUGCCUUAUAAUAAUGCUGACAAUCCUUUGGAAACUGCUGAAAAAUUCAUAGCUCGAGAAGGGCUGAACAAAGAAUAUGUAACUCCCUUACAUGUUUGGCAAAAACAUAGUAAAAAUCCCAAGAAAACCUUUUUUUAAUAUGAAAAAAGGUUGAUUAUAAAGAAAUCUCUAAUUAGUUCUGUUAAUUUUAAAUAGCUUGAUUUCUAAAACAUAAAUUUUGAAAAUCAUAAUUUGCUUUCCAAUUGGAAUGUUUUUUAGAUUUUUGAAAUAAAUAAUUUUUAUAUUAAAAUAUUUCUGUUCGCAUACAGAGUGGAAUAAGUGAAAUAACUAAAUUUAUCAUGAGCAAUGCUCAGCCUAGUUAUAACAGUGCUCCUGCAGCACCACAAGUUAGGCAGAUCUCUAACAGAUUUUUCCCUCAGCAAGCUCCUAUCUAUUUUGACACUUUUAAUAUCCAGCCAAUCAUCAAUAAAAUCAAAGAAUUCAAUGCAAACCUAGUUACUCCUCAUCAGCUAAAUGAAGCAGAGCUAAGAGAGCUCGAUAGGAUUGCCCAAGCACUAGGAAACCCAAAAGACUAUAAGCAAACAUCUCUUACAUACAAAGAUACCGACUUACUGCUAAAACUCAUUAACUGGCCAAGAGAAAACAUAUUCCCUGUCUUUGAUUUAUUCAGGAUCUCUCUCCUCCACAACUCAGCUCAAGAGAUGUUCAAAGGUGCAGACCAUGGUUCUCGACAUUUAGCAGUAAUCACUGCACAGAUUUCCCGUUCUCAAGAAAAUCCAAUUUUAAUUACAGGUCUGAAGCUUCUUUGCAAUUUAUUUUAUGGAAAUACUUCGCAUUCAAUGAUUUCCCACAGAAGAGAGUCAGUUCUAGAUGCAGUUUUAGCUCACAUUGAUAAUACUAAUAACAACGUAAGGCUCGGAUUGGUGACUUUGCUGUUCAAUUUUUCAGUAGAUUUGAUUGCAGAGAAGGAAAAUGAAGGGAAAAUCCAAGUGCUUUCAGCGCUGAUGGAAUUUAUAAAUGCAGAAGGAGAGAUGGAAAGCCAGUUCAGAGCAUUUUGUGCAGUAGGAAAUAUUUUAGCAGGAAGUGGGAUUAAUAGUGAGCUGGUUGAUAUUUCUAGGCAAUUAGGAUUGGAUAGUGUUAUUGGCUCUAAAUCUUGCACUGGCAAGGCUGAUGAAUGCAAGCAAGAAUUAAUGACUAUUUUCAAUUAG
Blepharisma stoltei is the source of this 2432-nucleotide messenger RNA. The record is from the annotation of a GenBank genome assembly. Lineage: Eukaryota; Ciliophora; Heterotrichea; Heterotrichida; Blepharismidae.